UUUACUCCGUUCCAGAUGUCACCCCGAGUUCUCACUUCCUCUCUGUUCAAUCAUAAAACCAUCUUUGUCUCAUUCUGUCCGCUCGCUCAGUGUCCUUUUUAUUUCUUUUUAAACUGCUUUAUCUGGAGUAAGAAAAUACAGCCGUAAUAAAUCUGCUGUGCUACUGAAGCAUGGCGUCAUCCUCUACCCUACUCUUCCUCCUCACCUUCCUCUCUCUGGGCCGGGGUCAGAGGUCAAACACAGACGAUGGGAGGUCGUCCUGCAGUCGCUGCGACCUGCAGCUCUCCUGUAACUGCUCCCACGCUGGAUUCACCCGUGUUCCCAUGGUAACAGGCCAGGCUCUGCGCCUCGAUCUCUCCUUCAACAGCAUCGCCGUGGUGACCGAUAAUGACCUGCCGGGACACACACAACUGAAGGCUCUCAACCUCCAUGGUAACAGACUCUCUACCAUCUAUCCGUCUGCAUUCGACUCUUUGUGGAGCCUGGAGGAGCUGGAUCUGUCUGAAAACCUGCUGACUGCUCUCAACCAUACCUGGUUCAGGAAGCUGGGAGCUCUGCAGCAGCUCAACCUGCUCAACAACCCAUACAGCCACCUGGGUUUUCCUCCAGUGUUUCAGAAGCUUGUCAGACUGAGGAACCUGGCGUUGGGAGGUCCGGAUUUGAAGGAGCUGAGGAGAGGAGAUCUGAGUGGAGUCACCCAGCUGGAGGAUCUCACUGUGAAAGCCAAUAACCUGACCAGAUACGACUCCGGUACGCUGGCUGACAUUUGGCCGCUGGGUCAUGUUACUUUAAGCCUCCAUGGUCCUUUCAUUAAAAAUGUCACCUUGGCCUCAGCGAUGCUCAGUGACGUGUCAUACCCUGAGACACCGCUCACUCUGGAAGACCUCCAUCUGAACGCGAAUGAGUCUGUUCAGCCCUUCAGAGAGUCAGCCAGGAGGAGGAUCAGAGACAUUUCCUUCCGUAACUUAUCUGCGUCUGAUGAGUCUGUGGUCAACCUUCUGGUGGUGAUGGAUGGUGUACCAAUCUCCCGUCUUUACUUUGAAGACAUCACUCUGACAGGCGAGGGCAGUUGGGAAAAAGCUAGCUGGACUGACCACAAAGGCAUCGAUGAGUUCUUCAUCCGGAACAUUGUGGUCCUGGAUGUCUUCAAGUUCACCUCGUUUCUACAGCUGAAGUUUCUACUGAAUUACCCGAGGAGGGUGUCCGUCAUAAACUCCAUGGUGUAUGUGAUGCCCUGUCCAUCGUCCCAGCUCUUGGUGAACGUGCAGUACUUGGACGUUACGGACAACCUGCUGACUGACCUGACUCUUGCAGAGUCGCUCUGUGAGAAAAAUGAAACACUGAAGGAACUCAGAGUUUUAAACAUCAGCGGGAAUGUUCUGAAGUCGUUGUCCAAGUUGAGCAGACUGGUAUCCAAGCUCACCAAACUGACCCACCUGGACAUCAGCAGAAACGGCUAUACCUCCAUGCCUUCCAGCUGCCCAUGGCCUUCCACCCUGCGAUACAUCAAUAUCUCUAGGGCCAAGCUUACCACCAUCACACCCUGUUUACCCAAAUCCCUGGAGGUGUUGGAUCUGAGCAACAAUGAUCUCAAAGGCUUCACUCUGCCCUUACCGGCACUGAGAGAGCUCCAUCUCUCUGGUAACAAGUUUCUGAAGUUGCCUGAUGGGCAGCUCUUCCCCAAUCUGCAGACGCUAGCCAUGCAGUCAAACGCCGUGAACAUGUUCAACCAGUCAGACCUCCAGUCAUAUGGACGACUUGAGAACCUACAAGUGGGUCAGAACAAGUUCUUCUGCUCCUGUGAUUUCGUCAACUUCUUCCAGUCUCAACUAAAAGGAGGAGGUGACUUGACGUUAACAGAUGGAGAGGACAGCUACAUCUGUGAUUCCCCUUUCAGCCUGCAGGGGGAGAAAGUGGGCCAAGUCCACCUUACACUCAUCAUGUGCCACCGGGUUUUAUUUGUGUCUGUGAGCUGUGGUUGUGCACUGUUUGUGGGGAUUGUGGUGAGCGUCCUGCUGUGGCGGUUCCACGUCUUCUGGUACCUAAAGAUGACUUUAGCAUGGCUCAAGGCUAAGCGAAGCUCCCAACACCGUCAACGACGUAGAAAUGAUGAAGGGUGCGAACCAUUGCUGUCCUUUGAUGCCUUUGUUUCCUACAGUGAAAGAGAUGCUGGCUGGGUGGAAAACUUUUUGGUACCUGAGCUGGAGGAGCCAUGUGAAGCCGACUCUGGGAAUCCACCAUCCCCUCAGCCGUUGACUCUUUGUCUCCACAAGCGGGACUUCCUUCCUGGUCAAUGGAUCGUGGACAACAUCAUGAGCGCCAUCGAACGCAGCCGCCGGACCGUGUUCGUGCUCUCUGAAAACUUUGUCCAGUCCGACUGGUGCCGCUACGAGCUGGACUUCUCACACUUCUGGCUCUUCGACGCUGGAGGCGAUGCAGCCAUCUUGAUCCUUUUGGAGCCGCUGUCCAAGGACGACGUCCCAAAACGUUUCUGCAAACUGCGCAAACUCAUGAGCUCCACCACCUACCUGGAGUGGCCUCAGGAGGAGGAGAGGAGGGAGGAGUUCUGGAGGAGUCUACGCAAUGCUCUGAGAGGAGAAGAUAAGUGAGAGCAAAAGGAAAGAAAGGAUCAGAAGGAAAUGAGAGGAACAAGUUUGCCAUUACUGAACACAUUUAUCGUUUUGUCCUCAAUAAGUUGAUGCAUUAAAUUGAUAAUUUGAAGGUUGGUGUCUACCACUGCAGAUCCAAUUAGUUCAUAUUAACCCUUGAGGCACUUUUGGGGACCAAAUGUGUUAUUUUAAUCUUAUUUCAUUUUUUUUUUAUUCUGUCCACCAGAGGGCAGUGCAGAGUUCAGAUCUACAAGUUCCAACAUCAGCUUCAGACAACAAACAUGGAGACAAUGAAAAAUAUCAUGAUAAUGUAAAUUCUCAGAAAGAGACACAAAAGAAGACAUGCAGUAGAUGGCAGUGGUCUGUAUGACCAUUAAAAACCUUGUAGUUCCUUCUUCUUGUUUGUUUCUUUUUCUGGUACAUGUUGGCUAUACAGCUCAUCACUGCCCCACAGUUUCUAAGGGAAAUACUGUUUUCUUAAUCAGGGUACGCAUCUGCAAAGGCCCUAAAAGUGGACCAAAUUACACAUGUAAAGAACGGAGGAGACAGACGAAAUGCUUCGUUUCCAUCAUCGCCGUGGAGCAUAAAUGGACUUUUGUGCAGAAGUUAUGUUUUUCAAACUGAUGAUAACUUGACAUUGAAGCAAACAUAAUACUUCAUGAACAUGACCUGGUUACAGUGGUACCAUCUGUGUACAGCUGAUUAUGUUUUUAUUUACUUUUCCUUCAUGCAAUGAUACAAAAUGUUUGUUUUCUUUGUUUAAGUCUAUAAAGUUUCAGCAUUGAAAAUA
Molecule: messenger RNA, 3399 nt
Organism: Melanotaenia boesemani (Boeseman's rainbowfish)
Lineage: Eukaryota; Metazoa; Chordata; Actinopteri; Atheriniformes; Melanotaeniidae
Product: toll-like receptor 2 type-2
Exons: 12
Coding region: 171-2609 (812 amino acids)
Biological process (GO): inflammatory response; immune response; toll-like receptor signaling pathway
Cellular component (GO): membrane
Molecular function (GO): transmembrane signaling receptor activity; triacyl lipopeptide binding; protein binding
Source: RefSeq, a predicted model, not a curated record